AUGACUAAAGUGAAAAGUAACAUUCAAUCCAUCUCUGGCCUAAGCAAUGCCGUCGUCAAUAUAAAUGAACACUGCAAUAUUGUUGUUCAGUCUUCUUAUUCGUCUUUCAAGGCGCCUGUCAAAUGCUUCGUUCUUCCUAUUAUUACAGACAGGCUUCCUCAUGCGGAAAUUCAUGUUCACGACUUGAAUAUUCCGAGCGACAUUCAACUAGCUGACCCGAAGUUCUACCAGCCUUCUGACAUUGAUCUCCUCUUGGGAGCCGACAUCUUCUGGGACGUGCUUGGUUCAGCUAGAAUAAAAUUGGGAAAAAAUAAACCCAUUCUUCAGGAAACCUUAUUAGGGUGGAUAGUUGCUGGCUCUAUGGCGGGUAAACAUUGUGACACGCCACAGCCACAGCGUACAUUGUUUAGUAAAGAUAUUCAUCAGCAACUUAGUAAAUUCUGGGAACUCGAGGAAGUACCCAAGGACAACAUUCCUUCAUUUUAUGAUCAUCCUUGCGAAAAGAUCUUCAACGAAACAACUUACCGCGAUGACGAUGGGCGAUUUUGUGUCCAAAUACCUCUUCAUGAAUCGCCAGACGUCCUCGGUGAAUCAUACCACAUCGCAGAAAAGAGACUUUACCAAAUGGAAAAGAAGAUGAGCAAAAAUCCCGACCUACGUGUGGAGUACAAUAAAUUCCUGCGAGAGUAUGAAAGCCUAGGACAUAUGACUGAGGUCGCAGCGCCAUCUCGCGGUUGUUUCCUGCCACAUCAUGCUGUAACGAGGGAGAGCAGCGAGACCACUAAACUUCGAGUGGUGUUCGACGCCUCGGCCGAGACCACAACAGGUACAUCUUUCAACGACAUACAACAUGUCGGCCCUGUCGUACAGGACGACUUGUUUUCCAUCUUGCUACGGUUUAGACAACAUCGAUAUGUCGUUUCGGCCGACGUGGAGAAAAUGUACCGGCAAGUGUUGGUACAUCCCGAGCAGCGCCCCCUGCAGAUGAUUUUGUGGCGUGCAACUCUAUUGGACGUCAACCCUAAUCGUCUGAACUGCUACCAACGAAUAGAGCAAAUGAAGAACCACUUCUGGAAUAGAUGGCGUCACGAAUUCCUCUGCGAGCUACAGCAAAGAGCGAAGUGGCGCAUCAAUAAAGGCGAACUAUUGCCGGGAGACAUGGUCAUCCUUAAAGAAGCUAACUUGCCUCCAUUGAAAUGGAAGAUGGGGCGAAUUCAUCAACUCUACCCAGGAAAGGAUGGGAUCGCGCGAGUCGUAGAUGUUAUGACUUCAAAGGGCAUCGUACGUCGUGCUGUUGUCAACCUCUGUCCUCUACCCGUGACUGCUGAUGGUGAAGCAUGUCCUCGAGCUACUACGGUCGUCGAGAGGGGGGAAGAUGUUGGCGCUCAAUGA
This is a messenger RNA of Pectinophora gossypiella (pink bollworm), 1392 nucleotides long. RefSeq lists its product as uncharacterized. NCBI's taxonomy places the organism in Eukaryota, Metazoa, Arthropoda, Insecta, Lepidoptera, Gelechiidae. The record is from RefSeq and is a predicted model, not a curated record. The transcript is spliced from 2 exons. The coding region runs from base 1 to 1392 and encodes 463 amino acids.